Messenger RNA from Maylandia zebra (zebra mbuna), 4664 nucleotides. RefSeq names its product kelch-like family member 43 (gene klhl43). The record is from RefSeq and is a predicted model, not a curated record. Lineage: Eukaryota; Metazoa; Chordata; Actinopteri; Cichliformes; Cichlidae. Gene Ontology annotation, cellular component: nucleus. Gene Ontology annotation, molecular function: protein binding.
CCUGAUACUGACACACAAACAGUCACAUACACACACACACAGCACUGCUGCAGAUGGACAGAGGACAGAGGGACGGAGCUAAGAGGAACCUGUGAGUGAACAACCACCCAGAACAAAGAAAGACGGUGAAAGAAGACGAAAAGGAAGAGAAGAAGAGCAAGAGCGAGGCCAGAGAAAGAGGUGCUGUGUGCUGUGUUAGAGUGAAACCACCAACCUACCCAGCUAUCAACACUGAUCCAAGGCUGCUUCACUGAACACUUAUUUUCCCCUAAAGAAGAUCAAACCAACUCGUUUGUACAUUUUAUUGUAAAAGUAAGUUACUCAGUGGGUGAAUUUAAUAAACUCAGUCAUUAAAGUAAAGAUCGACUAAAACAAAGAAAAAAACACAUCGCCCACAGUCCAACGAUGCCUCCCAAGAAGAAGGCCUCCCGUCCGAAGAAGGCUGCCGUGGAAACCAUCUCUCAGGUCGCCAUGGAGGCUGUUUCAGCCACCUUGAAAGUGGAGAACCGUGGCGACGGUGUUGUGGUGAUGGAGAGCGGGGUGAAGAAGAUUGAGCAGAUGGCAGCUCUGGACAUCGCUCAGCUGAACAGCCUCAACCUACCCCUGCCGCCGCCCGUCAUCAAGCCCGGAGAGAGAGGCCUCGGCCUGGGCAGCGAGCUCACGCGACCCCUGCACGGCAACGCCCUGCUGGAGGAGCUCAGCAAGAUGCGCCAGGAGAAGUUCCUGACUGAUCUGGAGUUGGCUUGUAAGACAAAAGCCUUUGAUGUCCACAAACUGGUGAUCUCCUCAGUCAGUCAGUACUUCAGGGAGAUUCUGGCCAAAGACCCCAGCAUGAAGCGCCUCGAGCUCCCCUCCCUUUCGCCUCUUGGUCUGGCCAAUGUCAUCACCUUCGCCUACCUGGGUCGCGUCCACAUGUCCCUGUACACCAUCAGCUGCACCGUGUCCGCCGCCGCCACCCUGCAGAUCCCGCAGCUCCUCAAGAUGUGCGUGGACUUCCUGCUGGCCGAGCUCAACGUGCAGACCUGUGUCUACAUCUGGAACAUCGCCGCCGCCUACGCCCUCCUGCCUGUGUGCGACGCCGCCCGCCGCUUUGUGCUGGAGAACUUUGUGCAGUUUGCAGAGACACCGCUCUUCAACCAGCUGACCCUGGAGCAGAUCUCGGCCUUCCUGCAGGACGACUCACUGCUGCUGCCUUCAGAGGUCACCGCCUUCAAGCUCGCCAUGAAGUGGCUCGACUUUGACGCCUCCCGUCAGGUUCACGCCGGAGAGCUUCUGUCGCAAGUUCGCUUUGAGACCAUCCCGGCCAGCGAGCUGGUGAGCCAGAUCCAGCCUGUGCCGCGCAUGAUGCAGGACCCCCAGUGUCACCGCCUGCUGGUGGACGCCAUGAACUACCACCUCCUGCCCUACCAGCAAAACACCCUGCAGUCCCGACGCACGCGAGUCCGCGCCGGGCAUCAGACUCUGCUCAUCGUCGGAGGGCGUCCGUCUCUCACCGAGAGAGCUCUGAGCCGAGAGGUGCUGUGGAGGGACCCUCGUGACGGAGGAGCCACCUGGCGUCACCUCACCCAGCUGCCAGCAAAGAGCUUCAACCAGUGCGUGGCUGUGAUGGAUGGUUUUCUGUAUGUGGCGGGAGGAGAGGACCAGAACGACGCCCGAAACCAGGCGAAACACGCCGUCAGCACCCUCAGCAGAUAUGACCCUCGCUUCAACACCUGGCUCCACCUGGCCAGCAUGCGUCAGCGCCGCACACACUUCUCCCUGGCUGCCAGCGGCGGUCGACUGUUCGCCAUUGGCGGGCGCAACGUGGAAGGUCUCCUGGCCACCAGCGAGAGCUACCUGCCCUCCUCCAACACCUGGCAGAUGCGUGCCCCCAUGGAGAUGCCCCGCUGCUGCCACGCCAGCGCCACUCUGCCCUCCGGAGACAUCCUGGUGACCGGUGGCUACAUCAACUGCGCCUACUCCCGCUCUGUGGCGUGCUACAACGUGGAGACCGACACCUGGUCCGAGAAGCCUCCCAUGGAGACGCCCCGCGGCUGGCACUGCUCCGCCACCGUUGGAGGGAAGGUGUACGUGGUGGGAGGAAGCCAGCUGGGGCCCGGUGGAGAGCGGGUGGAUGUGCUGUCAAUGGAGGUCUACUCUCCUGAGAGUGGAUCAUGGAGCCGGGCCGCCCCGCUGCCUCUUGGUGUGAGCACUGCAGGUCUGUCCUCGCUGGCAGAAAAGCUGUACCUGCUGGGCGGCUGGAAUGAAGCGGAGAAACGCUACAAGGCUGCCGUGCAGAAAUACGACCCGGCCACAGACAGCUGGUCUAUGGCCGAGGAUCUUCCCGAGCCCACGGUUGGAGUCUCCUGUUGCACCCUGACGCUCCCGCAUCGCCAAACACCGCGCCGGCAGCACCGCAACACCCCAGGCAACGAAGACCAGCAGCAGGUUGCCAAGAACCGAAGUAGAGAGAGCAGCAUGUCUUCAUCACAGAGCACCACCGCAUAGGAACACCGAGGAGGAGAGAGACCAGAGGAGAGCAGAGGGGGUCAACCUCAGGACAACAUCUGGAUCAUGUCUGAUGUCUUUUCUGAAAAGUUUAGUAAACGUCACAAUUUAAGAACAAAACAGAUAAACUUAAAGGUACAUGUUGUAAAUUUCUACAUUUUAAAAAAGUUCCAAACCUUUUUGAAAAACGAUCUAAAGUUCUGAAAAGCUGCUAUGACUUUAUGUCCAAAGCAUCUGUGUUCUGUGUGUAAGAGGCAAACUAGGGCCGGGCCAGAUUUUUGUGUAAUAACACGAUAUGUUGCAGCAAGUCAGCGUAGCUUAACCAGCCACUAAUUUAAUAAAUUUAAAGGUAUUUACUGUGGCUGUCAGGAAAAAGGCAAAGCCUGUCGAGGAAAUAGGGGUAGAUCAAAAGAAAGAUCAAAAGUAAAACAUCUCAAUUAAAAUCUCAACAAACAUCAGUAGAGUGCUGCCCCCUGCUGGUGACAGGUUUAAUUAAAGGGUAAUUACAAAAAAUACCUUUAAACUGCCGCAAGUGCUGAGUAAAUGACAAAAUAAAUGUAAACAUCUGAGAAAACAUUUACUCAAACACUCAAAUGUGAAUGUAGACAUGGUAAAGUCACACUUAUCAUGCAUAUUAAGUUCAUAUUAACAGAAGUGAGCAUACUCAGCAAACAUUAUUAAAACAGCUAUGGUGACAUUGCUUUCAGGUACGACAGAGGCCACAGACCGUCGAGGAGUUAAAUACACCUGUCUUUGGUUUUUUGUUUUUUAUAUAAUGACGUCUGAUCGACAGUCGCACAUCUUCCCCAUGUUCACACACUGGUGCUCCCACAGUUUGAGCCAUCACCAUUCAUCUGCAUGUCAACUUAUAUCUGAUCUGAUUAAGGUGAACUAAAAGUGUCUCUGCACCGACGUCAGCGUUUCCUGUGAUGGACGUUCAGUAAGAAAUGGGCUCCAGAGUGUUUCACUUCGUUCAAAUCGACAAUCUGACUGAAGAUUUAAACAUUUAAACUUGCAAUUAUAGGCAGCUAACAUGAAAACAUGCAAUAUCCAGUACAAGUGACAGGGCAUGUAUGUAAGAAUAAGAAGAUGAAAUACUUUAUUUAUCCAAAAAGUAGUGAAAUACAAACAAAACACAAAAAAAGAUAAGAUCACGGGCUCAGACGCUAUAAUCUAUUUUAUUGUUUUAAAAAUUGUAAGCUGAUUGAUUUGAAACUCAGGUUCAAAGUUCCAGUCUUGUAUUUGUCCAAUUUAACGUCUUCAAAGACACAUUUCUGUCCACGUGCGUGUGUCCUCCAUUUUUAUGAAGUUAGAAUCUGAGCCUUACUGAUGAUGCAAACAACCACAGCACCUGAGCUGUUUUAAAAAGAAUAAAUAGGAGACUGCAUGGUCCAAAGGAGGUUUAAGGUGGAUUGGAAACAGAAAAGGUAACGGAUGGAUGGGAAGGUGGAGCCGGUGGAGGAAGAGAGGCGACAGGUGGAUGAUGAAGGACGGAUAGAUGGAAAAAAGGUUAUCUGUGUCUGGGGUGGUUUGAUCAAACGUCGCUGUGAAUCCGCAGGUUGUGCACCAAGAUGUUUCUAAGCCAGCGCGUGGCUGUCAAAACAAGUGUGAAUGUGUGUGUGAGCGUGAGAGAGUGAUGGCAGGAGUGUGUGUCUGCUACAGCGAGAGAAAAAAAAACUGACAAAAACUGCAAAAAAUAUGACGAUUUAUCAUCAGGAAACUUGAAAUACUCAAGAUCAACUCAAGAAAACCAGCAACAAACGAUUAUGUAGUCAAGGAUUUAUUUAUUUAAUAUUUAAUUUUAAGUAGUGUAGCUUAAACGUAACAAAAAAGACAAAAAAUAUGCAGAUGCAGUGCCUGGAAAAAUAUAUAAAAAAAUAAAAAAGGUUAAGCAACUUGGCUUCAACACUAAACAAUUAAGUUUCCCCAAAACAUAAAAAAAAGCAUAAAAAUCUGAAUAAAAGGAUAAAAAUAUACAAAUAAAGAAUUAAGUGGUGUCACGGCUCACCUGUUUUAACUGAAACUAAGACAAACUGCAGAACCAGUGAGACUCCAGCAGCUGUGGAGCACUUUCACAGAUAAAUACUCUGCAUCCGGCACUUUAUCUGAUUGGCUGAAGAUGUGUUUGGGUGGUUUCUGUGGAGUUUCACUGAAUAAAGACAAUCUGAUCAAAACAA